AUGCUUUCCUCGACACGCUUAGAAAAGACCGAUGCUAUCUCAAGCACGGUUCCUCUGGAGAAUAGGGUGCAGGCUAAUUCUUUCGAUGAAGUCUCUAGGCCUGGGAUACAAAACGUGCACCUUGUCGCUCGCGAUGAAAAUGGAGAAUUUCCUACAUAUGACCAGAGACUUAUACCGGGUUACGAUGCCAAUCUCAUGCGAGCUCGAGCAGCACUAAGUAGUGACGAAGAGAAACAAGUCCUCCGGCGGAUAGAUUGGCAUCUCAUCCCAUUGCUAGCGGUGAUGUAUAUGGUCAAGACAAUUGACUCGAAUAAUGUCUCCAAUGCUCGCGUCAUGGACAAAGGAACGCCGCAGAAUAUUCUGACGGAACUUCGUAUUACCUCCAAUCAGUACAAUCUGGUGAUGACGCUGUAUUACAUUCCAUACAUCCUCGCCGAAGCCCCUUCCAACCUUCUGCUGAAAGGGGUGCGACCUUCAGUAUGGCAGGCCCGAAUCAUGAUCUCGUGGGGUAUCGUUCUCUGCUGCCAUGCCGCUGUUACCAACCGACAGGGCUUAUAUAUCGUUCGCUUUUUCCUCGGUCUCUUUGAGGCCGGUCUGUGGCCAGGGAUGCUCCUGCAGCUAUGCUACUGGUACCGUCCUGACGAGAUGGCGCCUCGGAUCGUUCUAGUAACGAUACUGGGGAACUUCAGCUCCGUCAUCAGCGGGGUCCUUGCUUUUGCCUUCAACGGGGUUCUCGCGGGAGGACUAUCCGUCCCAGCAACGGCUACCUGGUUGUCAGAAAAAGAAAAGGCCUUUAUUCAGGCUCGACUACCCAACAGCUCUCCCCGAGCCUCCGAGGCGAACUUUGACCUGCACGAGCUCAUCACUACUCUAAAGAACAAGAGACUCUGGCUGUUUCUCCUGUGCUGGGCAUUUUUCACCAUCGGGACUACUGGCCUAGUGUUCUACCAGCCUACGGUGAUUGCUAACCUAGGUUUCACAUCAAUCGCCCAGACCCAGCUGCUCACUAUUCCAUCGGCCGUGUUUAGCGUUAUUCUGACAAUCGUGUUUGGGAUCUUCGCAGACACAGGACGAAUUCCCCAACCACUCAUCCCACUGGGAUUCCUGAUUGCUAUCGAAGCAUGCUACGCCGUACUGUACACAUUCCCCAACAACGGUGGAGUCUACGCAGCUACCAUCAUUGCCAGUGGUUUCUCUGCCGCUUGGUAUAUUAUGAUGUGGCCAUGGCGGGUCCAAACCACACAAGGAGCCACCGGCUCGGCUUUUGCCAUUGCUUUUGUCAACAGCUACGGUCAAAUUGGGGGUGCAGUGGGAUCGCAGCUUUUUAACUCGCGGUAUGCACCUCGAUAUACCACGUCGUUUGGCAUUGCAAUGGGGUUUGUUGGGAUGGCAAUUGUUAUGAAUAUCGUUACUUGGUUCUUUACUUGGAGGGUGGACGUGGAUACGAGGCGCUUGAAGAGAAUCCGUAUUGCGGCUGCGAAGAGGAACGAGGCGGUUUUGGACGAUGUGGAAAUUAGCGAGCGAAAGACGGAGAGAUAG
Molecule: messenger RNA, 1539 nt
Organism: Aspergillus tanneri
Lineage: Eukaryota; Fungi; Ascomycota; Eurotiomycetes; Eurotiales; Aspergillaceae
Exons: 7
Coding region: 1-1539 (512 amino acids)
Biological process (GO): transmembrane transport
Cellular component (GO): membrane
Molecular function (GO): transmembrane transporter activity
Source: RefSeq, a predicted model, not a curated record